Messenger RNA from Triticum aestivum (bread wheat), 833 nucleotides. RefSeq lists its product as uncharacterized. The transcript has a single exon. The record is from RefSeq and is a predicted model, not a curated record. The coding region runs from base 16 to 663 and encodes 215 amino acids. Lineage: Eukaryota; Viridiplantae; Streptophyta; Magnoliopsida; Poales; Poaceae. Gene Ontology annotation, biological process: response to auxin.
GAAGGAUACAAAAACAUGGACGAGUGGCGGACAGGGGAGCGGGUCCGGGACGCGGCCCCCGUCUGUCGCUUUCCGUCACCCCCUGUCCUCCGCUGCCUGGCCCGGUCCAACGGCUACCCCGAGACAGCCAGCUCCAACCUCCAACGGCUCGACCCGCCCACGAUCCCGUCUCCUAGUAUAAACCACCUCGCCGCGCCCUCCCCACGGAACCCACUCCCACACCCAAGACCAACGCGUCCAAAGCAGCAGAGGAGUCCAAGAACCAGAGCACCGAGGGAAGGAAGCGCUAUCUCCUCCAUGGCCGGCUGCUGCGUCUUCCUCCGGCGGCCGUCGACCUCCUCCGCCCACCGCCUCGGCUACCACUCCCUGGACGGCGACCACGAGGCCGGCCCGCCCCCGGCGGCGACGGUGACGGUGGUGGUCGGCAAGGAGCGGCGGGUUUUCGCCGUGGACCAGCUGGUGCUCGACACCUACCCGUUCCGGGUGCUCCUGGAGACGGCGGCGCGGAAGGAGGAGCGCAGGAGCAAGGCCCUCUUCGUGGACGUCGACGCCAUCCUCUUCGAGCACAUCCUCUGGCUCGCCGGCUGCCACGAUCGCUCCGCCGUCUCCCUCCUCCAGCCCGACCUCAAGGACAUCAUCGACUUCUACUCCCAGGACGCCUGAAGACGAUCAUCUCAUCACAUUCUUCUUCAGUCGGCCCAUUCUUUUAUUUUUCUUCUUCUUCUUUUCCUGAUGCUAAUGUUCAUAAUGUUCAGAUCAUCUGUUAUAAGUUACGACAGUGAAAUGGGAAAUACUAUAAAUUAUAGAAAUAUAUAUAUAUAUAUAUCUAUUCA